Molecule: messenger RNA, 757 nt
Organism: Paramecium pentaurelia
Lineage: Eukaryota; Ciliophora; Oligohymenophorea; Peniculida; Parameciidae
Source: the annotation of a GenBank genome assembly
AAUGAGUUUAAGAAGAUUUCGAAGUGGAGGUAUGCAUGCAAAUUCAGAAGAAGAUUACUUAAAUGUAUGAUUUUUAGAAAUUUCUUUUAGAAAAUUGUUAAGGUUGAGAAAUAAUAAAAGCAAUAAACUUAUUGCUAAGUUGAUGAAUACUUUGAUGAUUUCAUUGUAAAUUCAUAAUUUACUUUUGAUUGCAUCCAGCAGCCUCAACUACCAGAGAUCACUUAAAAAUCUCAUUUCAUUUUAAUUAUGAUUGAUGACCUGUAAUUAAGUCCAAGAAGACUUUAAAAUAUGAUAGAAUACAGUAAAUUAAUGUUUAAAUUAUUUGUAGCAGACAAUUGUGACACAAUGACCCAAAGUACAAAUGACGAUUCCUCAACAUGGAGUCCAUAAAUUAUGAAUUAUGAUUGCAUAGUUCAUUCUUAUAAAUCAGAUUAUGUAAAUCACUUAUUUAACAUAUGGAUAAUAAAUACUCCGAAUAUCAAUUCAACUUUUAAAAGUAUAUAAAUAAUCAAUAUAAGAUUGCUAUUUCCAAUUAUUUGAAGCAUUUAUAUGCGUAAAUAAUGUUAAAAGCAUUGAAUUUAAUAACAUUUUUGAAAAAAUCAAAGAAAUAAAUAGUAAUGUUCAAUAAUUCCAUAUGAAGGAAUAUGAUGAAGUAACUAUUAUUAUAUUAUAUUAUGUUAGGCUUCUCCAGAAAGAAAACAAAUCAGUAAUAUUUAAUAGAUAUUAAAAUCCUUGAUCGAUUCAAGGAAUUAAUGAU